Molecule: messenger RNA, 1162 nt
Organism: Phragmites australis (common reed)
Lineage: Eukaryota; Viridiplantae; Streptophyta; Magnoliopsida; Poales; Poaceae
Product: zinc-finger homeodomain protein 11-like
Exons: 1
Coding region: 298-996 (232 amino acids)
Biological process (GO): regulation of DNA-templated transcription; regulation of developmental process
Cellular component (GO): nucleus
Molecular function (GO): DNA-binding transcription factor activity; transcription cis-regulatory region binding
Source: RefSeq, a predicted model, not a curated record
UCACCACAUGCACUACUACAGUACGGGCUGCUAAUCAUAUUAGGCCUUCUGCAUCCCGGCAAGGAACUGAAAGAUAUUACAGCUCACAUGUCCCCGGCCUAGAUCUCUCUCCUCUCGAGCUCCCCACGUAGCAUGCAUUGAACAGCUGCCGCUCAAGGAACAACAUCUAGUUGUAGUAGACUAGUCUAGUAGUGAGCGAGUAAGUGAGUGAGAGAGAGAGAGAGAGAGAGAGAGAGAGAGAGAGCAGAAGAAGCAACCAAGAAAAGAAGAAGGCAGAAGGAGGAGGAGAGCGCGCAAAUGGAGCAGCAGCAGCAGCAGGAGCGGGCGCGGGAGGUGUACCGCGAGUGCAUGCGCAACCACGCGGCGAAGCUGGGCACCUACGCCUCCGACGGCUGCUGCGAGUACACCCCCGACGACGCCCACCCCGCCGCAAUGCUCUGCGCAGCCUGCGGCUGCCACCGCAACUUCCACCGGAAGGCGUUCCUCGACGCCGUUGCGGGGGCGACCGGCGCUGCCAGCCCGCACGCGCCGCCAAUGCUGCCCUCCCCCGGUGCGCCGCCGGGCUACGGCAUGCACAUGGCGAUGGCUUCUGGCAUGGGCAGCGGCGACGGCGGCGCGCACUGCGGCCUCGGCUCCGGGAGCAGGCGGCGGACGCGGACCAAGUUCACGGAGGAGCAGAAGGCGCGCAUGGCGCGUUUCGCGGAGCGGCUGGGGUGGCGGAUGCCCAAGCGGGAGCCCGGCCGCGCGCCAGGGGACGACGACGUGGCGCGCUUCUGCCGGGAGAUCGGGGUCACCAGGCAGGUCUUCAAGGUCUGGAUGCACAACCACAAGGCCGGCGGCGCCAGCGGGGGCGUCGGCGGAGGAGGCGCCGCUCAGACAUCGUCAUCGACGACGCGUGGCGAUGGAGGUGGAGGUCACGGAGGGAGCAUGUCGCCAGCGAUGGGCGGCGACGGCGAGGACGACGAGGAGGUGAGGGGCAGCGAGAUGUGCAUGUAGCCGCAGUACGUACGUGGCGCGCGGUGGCAUGGCUAGGCUGGGAUCGAUGCAUGGAUGAUUAACCCCUCCUUUGCUGCUAAUCUCUUUUGGUAAUUUUACUUCGAUGAGUUUAUGAUUCUUGAUGAUGAGAGAUUGAUUGUUUUAACGCCUGUGCUAAUGCUGUGUU